This is a messenger RNA of Closterium sp. Naga37s-1, 381 nucleotides long. NCBI's taxonomy places the organism in Eukaryota, Viridiplantae, Streptophyta, Zygnematophyceae, Desmidiales, Closteriaceae. The record is from the annotation of a GenBank genome assembly.
GUUCAUGGCAAAAAUGGAACAAGUUCACGGGGCGCUGCAAAAGUCUCUCAAGCAAAACCAUGUGUUACAAAAGGAGAAACAGAACAUGGAGAAGGAUGUUUCGGAACUCCAGCAGAAGUAUGCAGAAAAGGCACGGUAAGACCAGUAGAUUUCACAUCACAUUACGUUGCUUCUCUCAAGCAGCGGCAGAUAAUUUGCUGUGGUUAUGCAGCCAAAAACGAAAGCUUGAAGAGAUGUACGAGUCGUUGAGGGGCGAGUAUGAGUCCCUUAAGCAAGGAACGCCAGGCUUAGCGCGCCCUUCGACUGCUCGAGUGAGAGCACAAGCUGCAUAUGUUCCUACACCUGACAGUAUGGAGCUUGGGAGAAAGAGGCAGAACCAAG